Molecule: messenger RNA, 1690 nt
Organism: Suricata suricatta (meerkat)
Lineage: Eukaryota; Metazoa; Chordata; Mammalia; Carnivora; Herpestidae
Exons: 9
Coding region: 1-1485 (494 amino acids)
Biological process (GO): activation of protein kinase B activity
Cellular component (GO): Golgi apparatus; plasma membrane
Source: RefSeq, a predicted model, not a curated record
AUGGACAACUCAGCAUUUGAAGUGCAUGAAGAUGCAAUGCAGAAUACUUUGUCUGCGGGGAAGAGGAGCACCGUCUUCAGAAUGGAAAAGAAGAGGCAGUGGUCAUUGAUGAGCAUUUUCCUGGUGUGUCUCUUGGCCUGUGCCAUCACCACAGCGGUAGGAGUGCUGACACUUUCCUUGGUUUAUAUUCAGAACUCUCAGCCACGUUCAGAAGUUCAUUUAGGACUUGAAGCCCGGCCUCUGCAAGCAACGACUCCUAUAGUGCAGAAGGCUGUGGAUCCAAAAUUCCAGUUUCUUAACCGUUUACCUAAAUCCAAGACAACAGAGGCCUCGUGUUCCUCAGGAGACGGCCUCCAUGUUGACGGUUGCUUGCUUAUGACUUUUCAGGUGUUUGAAUUCCCCGGUGGUGCAAUCCAGUGGGCCCGGUAUAGGAACGAUGUCAGAGACUAUCUCAGCGUUGAAGAAGAGGCUUUCGGCAGUAGCUUGAACAGUCAGAGAUCACAGAUGACUCUGGGGACCCUGAGAAUAAAAGGCAAUGGCCUCCGAGCCCCUCACUGGCAUUUCAAUGCUAACGAACAUGGCUAUCUUGCACAGGGGACAGCGUGGAUUGGGGUGGUUGAUGCUGGUGGUGUAGUCACCACGUACAACGUUACAGCUGGCCAAGUGAUCUUCUUCCCUAAGAAUACUCUGCACUGGAUAAAGAAUGUGGGGAGUGAAGACUGCUUUUUCUUGCUCUUCUUUUCCACACACGAUGAACUUCAGACCCUGGAUGUUGAUGAUGUAUUUUUUUCUCUGCCUGAGGACAUUGUUUCCAGGUCACUUAAGCCUGAAGGUGGAAUUAAUUUCAUUAGAACAUUCCAUAAGCAAAAAGAGGAUCAGGGUGUCAACCUCCCUCCCAACUUGGCAGAACUGGUUACAAAUCCUAGUUACGUACAGUCUCCAGACAGUCUGGUGUGGAGAUAUUUUUAUGACCUUAAAGGUUCAAAAGAAUAUCGAUUUCCAGGAGGAGUAAUACAACUGGCACAAUACUGGAAAAAUGGAAGUGAACUAAGCAGCCAUGAGCAAAUUUUUAGUGAAUUCCUGAAUCAGCAUCAAAAUGCCCUCACUUUGAGUACACUCAGGAUUUAUAACAAUGGAUUACGACAGCCACAUUUUCAUUUUAAUGCAAAUGAAAUGGGAUACGUAAUAAGUGGAUGUGCAAAGGUUGGCAUUAUUAAUACUCAGGGUAUCGUGGAGUUUAAUAUUCAUAUUGGAGAUGUGGUAUUUUUCCCCAUGGGAACUCAGCAUUACAUUAAGAGCACAUGUGAUGAAGAUUUGCUUCUCAUUCUCGCCUUCAGCACUGGAGACCAGUUGCAAACCCUUGAUAUGGACGAUUAUCUCCAGGCCACAGCAGACCACAUCCUGGCCCAACUUUUUUUCAAGAAGCAAAGUGAGUUUAAGAAGAUCUCCACUUUCAAGGAGGACCAGGCAAUCAACCUGCCUUAGAUUUGCUGAUGAGUUCAUAUCUCUUCUUCCUUCCUUCUUUGUUAUUGUUUUUAAAGGACUACUUUGCUAAUGAGCCUAGAGCUCUUCACAGAGUAGAAGUGGGAAAACAGGUGUGAAACAGCCCUGUGGGCUCAUUUAGUUUAGUGAUGAUAGCCCCUGUAUGCUAAGGAAGCAUUUUAGAAUACUCUGUGCAGAUUAGCAGAUC